AUGGUCGAAAGGCUGACGCCCAUUUUGAAGAAGAAGGACACGAAAAUGCGGCUUGCACAAGAGGUUGGACUCAAGUUGGAGGUCACUCUCCGCCACCUGGCAAGUGGGAACGACUAUACAAGCCUCCAAUACAGCUUCAGAGUCUCCAAGAGUUCCAUUUGCCGGUUUAUCCCAUUAAUCUGCCGAGCCAUUAUCGACACAUACAAACCAGAAGUGAUGAAGUGCCCCAAGACACCAAAAGAAAGGAAUGAUGUAGCAAAACGAUUCGCCUCAAAGUGGAACUACUUCAAUUGUGUGGGAGCCCUGGAUUGGAAGCACGUCGUGAUCAAGAAACCUGAAGGUGGAAGAUCACUGUACCGCAAUUACUAG
This is a messenger RNA of Macrobrachium nipponense, 369 nucleotides long. RefSeq lists its product as uncharacterized. The transcript has a single exon. NCBI's taxonomy places the organism in Eukaryota, Metazoa, Arthropoda, Malacostraca, Decapoda, Palaemonidae. The record is from RefSeq and is a predicted model, not a curated record. Bases 1 to 369 code for a protein of 122 amino acids.